UCAACUUCACUGCCUCCUUUUAUUCCUUUCUUUUUCUUAUUGAUUAUGAACUCUCAGGUUUUCUCUGAUCAAAUGAAAGUGAAAGAAAGAGUUCAAUGAUUCUAACAGUCUUGAUUGAGAUGUGAAUGUUUCAAGAUUUUUUCUAAUACUGGAAACGUCUGGAACCGGAAGCUGACAACUUUUCUGCCUGUAUUCUCUUGGUUGCUUUUUUUUGAAAGAAAGGAUAAAUAAUUUUUAAGGCCCACCGAAAGUAUAAAUCAAGAGUUAAACUGGAAUAAAAUUUCAAGUAGGUUUGAUUGAACAGAAUAAGCAGAAUUCUUUUGAAAUGAGGAAGAUUUGUACUGUUCCUGAUUCCCUGCUGUGUUGUCUACAAGCAAUAUAUCCACAACUCACCAUCUUCUAUUUUGGGUUAUGUCAGCAUGUCACCUGUAAAUUCUAGCAUGUCUGAUAGUAUUUUCUAUUGCUAUAUUUAUCUGUUUGGUAUGUUUAUAUUAAACAAUUUUUGUCAAUGUGUCAAGGAAUUCUUGAUCUUCUUAUCUCUACAGCCUACACGUAUAAAAAACCCGAAACAUCAUUUGAGGGUAAAGUUGCGAACUUCACUUGUAUUUUUCCUCAAUUUUACACAGUAGACAUAGCUCUGGGUCAUGCCACUAAUGGGCGGCAUGGCCCAAAGCAGUUCACCUCCUUUCCUUGAACGAAGAAGUUAUUUAAUGCCAAUAUAAGAAGCCAUUCUGAUCGAUUGGUUUGUACCUAACACGGUCCAAUAACGACCAAGGAGCCUCGAGACACCAUGGGUUUUAGCCGGACCAUACCUCGAGUGUGCUAAAGCCCACUGCAACUAUAAACCAUCUAGUGCCAAAUUUGCCAAUUUAAGUUCGGACCAUGUCUCGAGUGUGCUAAAGCCCACUGCAACUAUGAACCUUCUAGUGCCUAAACCUCAACAUCUACGGCAAGUCUCAGAGAUUCAGAGUUUCAGACCAUCAGUGAUCUAAUUUUCGCAGCAUUAUUUCAUCAAGAAACAAGAAAACAAGCAUGAUAAACAAGAAUCAAUUAGCAAUCAAAGGAAUUUCUCUUUUACAAUCACAACUCAGGCGGCUUAUUCACCUUCAAUCACGUCAUUUCUUCUCUCAUGCUCCUUCUCUCACACACCCCUCAAAUGAGGAAGACCCAAAUCGAGGUUCUGAAGGUACGCCGAAGCUUUUUGUGGUUCAGCCACGUGUCCGACCAAAUGCCAAUUUACAGGCCAAGCUUAACGAAGCUCUUAACCUGGCUAAUUCGUUGGAUGAACAAAGAGAUGGCUACUUUUCUACUGAUUUGAGUCUGAAACAAUCGCCCCCGCAUGUUGUUGUUCAGAACCCACUUUCUAGUUCCGGCAAGGGCCGCUCAGAUACGUUCUUUGGACCGGGGACGGUGGAAAACGUUAAGUGCCAUAUACAUGCCAUUGAAUCAGAGCAAGGUGAAAUGGAUGCUGUAUUUGUCAAUUCAAUACUGUCUGCAAUUCAGCAGAGAAAUCUGGAAAGGGCUUGGGAGAAACCUGUUUUAGAUCGUGUCGGCCUUAUCAUAGAGAUUUUUAAUGCCCAUGCAUACACUAAGGAAGCAAAACUUCAGGCUGAGUUAGCAGCUAUAAUGUAUAAGAAGAGUCGGCUUGUUCGAGUACGGGCUUCUGAUGGACGUUACACUUUUGGAACAAAAGGAGAAGCUGAAGUUGUGAGUGCUCGAGGGAGAGGAAGUGGUGGUCGUGGUUUUAUAAGUGGUGCUGGAGAAACCGAGCUUGAGCUUCAACGUCGAAGAAUCUCAGAAAGAAGAAAGCGCCUGCUGGCUGAAAUUGAAGAAGUUCGUAAAACACGUGCUGUGCAGCGUGCUGGUCGGAGAAAGCAAGGUGUUUUAGAUGCUCCAGGGCUUGCCACUGUUGCUGUAGUUGGGUACACUAAUGCUGGGAAGUCAACUUUAGUUAGUGCGCUCUCAGAUAGUGAUCUGUAUAGUGAUGAUAGAUUGUUUGCGACAGUUGACCCAAGAGUCAGAGGUGUUGCUCUUCCGUCUGGGAGGAAGGUCUUGCUUAGUGAUACAGUGGGAUUUAUAUCAGAUUUGCCAGUUCAACUAAUUGAAGCAUUUCAUGCUACCUUGGAAGAAGUUGCUGAAGCAGAUCUGCUUGUGCAUGUUCUGGAUUCCAGUGCAUUGAAUCUUGAGGAGCAACGAGAAGCUGUAUUAGAUGUCUUGCGACAAAUAGGUGUUUCAGGGAAAAAGAUUGAAGACAUGAUUGAGGUUUGGAACAAGAUUGAUUUAGAAAGAGAUAUAGACACAGACACAGACAUAGACACAGACACUGGGGUCGUAAAUUUCAACGAUGACAAUGACUACAGGUUUGUUGAGGAUGAAGAUGAAAUAGCUGAUAAACAACUGCAGGAAGAUAAGGAGGAGAACCAACAAAAUGACGACUUAAGUGGCUGGCUUGGAUCAAGGAAUGGCAAUGAAGAUGAGGACGAUCAACUUUGCUCUUCUAAGAUUUUGACGGGAGUAGUUGAUCAGAAAAUAAAAUCCUUAAAUGAAUCAAGCAUGAAGGAAGAUGGCCCAGACACUCAUUCCGAAUUUAAACACAUUACACAUGUCAAAACUUCAGCAGUAACAGGGGUAGGAUUGCAGGAGCUGCUUGAGCUCAUUGAUGAUAAGCUGGUGCAGAUUGACAAGGAGCAACAUUCAUCACAGAGAGUACUGGAGAAGAGUGGAUUUGACCGUAAGUGGCGGCCUAUUCAAGCUGAGAAGGUGGGCAUUGCCGUGGAAUAAUUAAGUGCUUUGGUUACCUUCAUAAUAGACGACUCGUACGACCAUACAAAUAAUGUGCAUGUUGGUUAUACUCCAUACCUAGUUAAUAGUAAUUAACUGUCAAAGAGGUUAUCAAAAAAUGUCGGUCUUUUAAUUUCGUGUAGAAUUUUGUAUCUUACAAGUAGCCCAACAAUUGUUAGUUCUUGUUAAGAUUUUCAAUCACAUAAAUAAUGUAGUUGGAUGUUAAACUGCUUUUGUUGA
Molecule: messenger RNA, 3021 nt
Organism: Chenopodium quinoa (quinoa)
Lineage: Eukaryota; Viridiplantae; Streptophyta; Magnoliopsida; Caryophyllales; Amaranthaceae
Product: GTP-binding protein At3g49725, chloroplastic-like
Exons: 14
Coding region: 1033-2781 (582 amino acids)
Cellular component (GO): cytoplasm
Molecular function (GO): ribosome binding; GTP binding
Source: RefSeq, a predicted model, not a curated record